GGCCUAGAUCGUCAUCAAUCGCAAAGAAAGUCUCAACUUUGUCUUGUUUGUCUUUUUUCCGGUUUUGCUCCCUCAAGAAAAGUUAUCAGAUCAAAACACCGAACAAGUUUGUUGACGAAAGCCUUUUCAAUUUUAUUUAAUUUUUCAAUUUUUUUUCCUUGUGAGAAAUCGAUUCUUUUUGAUCUGUGGAGUCCGAGUUGGAUUCCGGGAGAGCAAAACAAAAGAUGUUAGAGAAGAUUGGGCUUCCGGGAAAGCCAUCAGUGCGAGGGAACAACUGGGUGGUUGAUGCUUCCCACUGUCAGGGAUGUUCUUCUCAGUUUACCUUCAUCAAUCGCAAGCAUCAUUGCCGAAGAUGUGGGGGUUUGUUCUGCAAUAGUUGCACCCAGCAAAGGAUGGUAUUACGAGGACAGGGGGAUUCGCCUGUGCGUAUUUGUGAACCUUGCAAAACUCUAGAGGAGGCGGCACGGUUUGAACUUCGCCAUGGACACAGGAGCAGAGCUUGGAGAGGUAGUUUAAAAUCAACAUCAAAGUCCGAGAAUGAAGUCUUAAACCAGAUUCCAAGUAAUGAAAAAAAGGAAGCUUUUGCAUCAGGACUUGGUUCAAGCAGUAAACAAUUGGUGUCUAGUACUCAAGGAGCAGCAAGUUCAAAUACUGAAGUUGUCAAUCUGGAUGGGGAGGGGGAAGUAUGCAGAAGUCAAUCUAUUGAUGAGUUUGGUUCUUCAUCGACUGAGAAGGGAGCUACUAGUCCUGAUGAUUUGCGUCAACAAGCUUUGGAUGAAAAGAAGAUGUAUAAGCAACUAAAAGGAGAAGGGAAAUCUGAUGAAGCACUAAAAGCCUUUAAAAGAGGAAAGGAGCUUGAAAGGCAAGCUGAUGCAUUGGAGAAAACUUUAAGAAAAAGUCGUAGAAAGGUUUUGCUUGCUGGGAAUGCGGAGGAGAUACAGAUUAACGAUGUUCCUGGAGAGUCUAGAAAAAGGAAUAAGGUUGGUGAUUCUGAAGGUAAAGAGAAAGAUGACCUUGCGGCUGAGCUCAGAGAACUUGGGUGGUCUGAUAUGGAUCUGCAUAGUGAAGACAAAAAAGGAACAAAUUUGACUUUGGAAGGUGAACUCUCUUCUCUCCUUGGUGAAGUCUCAGUGAAGCCUGGUAAAAAUAAGGGUGCUAAUUUUAUAGACAAAACUCAGGUUGUUGCACAUAAAAAGAAAGCUCUUGCGCUAAAGCGUGAAGGAAAAUUGGCAGAAGCAAAAGAAGAAUUAAAGAGAGCUAAAGUUUUAGAAAAGGAACUUGAAGAACAGGAACUUCUUGCUGAGGCUGAAGAUUCUGAUGAUGACCUUUCUGCAUUGAUCCGUAGUAUGGACAGCGAUAAACAAGAUUUAUAUUCUGAUCCAAAUGAGCAACAGCAUGGUUAUGAUUUUAGCAGUCUUUUAGGUGCUGCUGAUGAUCAGAUUAUUGAUAGUAGUUUUGAUGUGACAGAUGACGAUAUGGAGGACCCAGAGAUGGCUGCUGCAUUAAAAUCUUUAGGAUGGACUGAAGAUUCUGUUAAUUCUGAUAUUUCAUUUGACAAGGAAGCACUAUUAACCGAAAUUCUAUCCUUGAAAAGAGAGGCUGUGAAUAAAAAACGAGCUGGUAAUGUUUCAGAGGCAAUGAAUCUGCUAAAGAAGGCAAAACUACUUGAGAGAGACCUUGAAGGCGUUGAGCCUCAAAAAGGAAAAGUUGCCCAGGAUCCUGCAAGAGUUCAGAAAGAUUCAAAUGAUCUAAAUGCUCAUAGAUCAUUUACGGGGAGUGAAAACACAGAUUCCAAAUUUGCACCAAAGAGUAAAUUAAUGAUUCAAAAAGAGCUUUUAGGAUUGAAGAAGAGGGCUCUUGCAUUAAGGAGGGAAGGGCGGUUGGAUGAGGCUGAAGAAGAAUUAAAGAAAGGCAAGAUUCUCGAACAUCAGCUAGAAGAGAUGGAAAAAGCUUCAAAUGUGAAGACUAAGUCUGUGGCUGUUCAUACUAAGGGCCCGAAUUCAGUAAAUGGGAAUCACGAUUUCCCUUUCAACCUGCCUAUUGGAGAUGAGAUGGAAGAGAACAUAUCUGAUCAAGAUAUGCAUGACCCAACUUAUCUUUCACUUCUGAGGAAUUUAGGUUGGAAAGACGAAGACAAUGACCUUGCCGAAUUUUCACCAGAAUCCAAAGAAAGAAAUGCUAGUGGAUCCUCUGUACCUCAAGCUGCAGCAGGCCAUAUUAAGGUACCAAAGAGAAGCAAAGCUGAAAUGCAGAGGGAGCUCUUGGGUUUGAAAAGAAAAGCCCUGGCUUUGAGGCGCCAAGGAGAGAGUGAGGAGGCAGAAGAAGUGUUGAGAAUGGCAAAAGCCUUGGAGGCCCAGAUAGCGGAAACUGAAUCACUAGGAAAAGAUUUUCAGCAUAGUAGUCACACAGAAAUUAUAAUAAAAUCUCCUCUUGGAAGUGCAGAUGAGGAAGGCGAUGCAGUGGCUAUCACAGAAACAGAUAUGCACGACCCAGAGAUGCUAUCAGUGUUAAAGAAUUUGGGGUGGAAUGACGACGAACAAGAUGCUGCUACAACGCAUGAAAAACAUGAAGACGUUGCCAUUAAGUCCAAACAUUCUGAUGACACAUCUCUAAUUCAAUCUUCUCCUCCACUUGCUGCUCCUGCUCGAAGAAGUAAAGGUGAGUUACAAAGGGAACUUUUAAAUUUGAAAAGAAAGGCACUUGCGUUGAGACGGAAGGGAGAAACUGAAGAAGCUGAGGAAUUGCUGAGGAGUGCAAAGGUUUUAGAGACUCAAAUAGAAGAACUGGAAGCCCCAAAACAGGUGCAUCUACAUGAAGCUUCAAAGGAUGAGAAACCUCAGAGUUUUGGAUUAUUGAUGAACCAAGAUAAGAGUGGAAUAAGUGACGUAGAAACAAGUAGGGUGAUGUCCCAAGAAACCUCUGGUCGUGUUGAUUUAUCAAUUGAUAAAAGUAGUAUGGGAAGUGAUACAGCUAACCAUCCAUCACAAAAUUCUGAGAUGCCAAUUCCUCUAAACUCGCAGCUAAUUGUCGAAGACCAAAUGAUAUUGGGUGACAUGGGAACCCAAAUGGCUCCUGAAAAACAAGAUGGAUUAAAUUAUAGUUCUGACGGUUCCAUUGUUGCUACCGCUAUUCGGUUGCAAACGGUUGCGAGCUCUAUGAGAGACAUGACAAGGGGGGAUGAUAUGAAAUAUGAAAAACGAGGAGUCAUUGAGAAACCACGUCCUUAUGAAUCAAAUAUUAUUGAGGAACAUGUACCCGCGGCUAGAGAAUCUAGUGUUAGAAGUGAAAAACAAGAAAGUACAGUUGUCAAAGACGAGAAGCCACAUUUUUCUGAAGCAAGUAGUGUCAAAGAACAUGUUUCUCAGAUCAAUGAAGCCACCCUUAAGCAAGACAUUCUGGCUCGUAAGAGAAAAGCACUUGCUUUAAAGAGAGAAGGGAAAUUAGCAGAAGCUCGAGAGGAAUUACGACAAGCAAAGUUGUUGGAGAAGCAUCUUGAGACAGAGAACACCAAAUCCAAAACAAAUCCAACAUUGGAACCAGUUUCUACACCAAGUGUUUCUUCCGUUGGCCAAAAAGAGCGUGGUACAUCAAAUAAUAUCCCAAAACCAAUUUCUAGCCGUGAACGCUUCAAGUUGCAACAGGAAUCCCUUGCUCACAAGCGCCAGGCUUUGAAGCUGCGAAGAGAGGGUAGGAUUGAAGAGGCAGAUGCUGAGUUUGAAUUGGCUAAGGCACUUGAGACCCAGUUGGAGGAGUUGUCUGCAAAUGAGUCUGUCAAUUCAAGUGUUGAUGGCUUAGGGACAGAGAAAGAUAUGGGCGUUGAGGAUUUUCUUGAUCCUCAACUUUUGUCUGCUUUAAAAGCGAUUGGAAUAGAAAAUACGAACACGAACACGGUGCCACGAGUUCCUGAUAAAUUACAGUCUUCAAAACUUAAUGUGGGUAAGAGUGACAACCCUAACCAAGAAAGAAUUCAACUAGAAGAACAGGUAAAAGCCGAGAAGGUGAAGGCAUUGAAUUUGAAACGAUCGGGAAGGCAAGUGGAGGCCUUGGAUGCCCUUCGAAAGGCCAAACUUCUCGAAAAGAAGCUGAAUUCGUUGGCCUGAGUUCCUUUGCGUUGCGGUAAAGAGCUGAGGCUAUCACAUUUUGAAUUGGAAAUCCUCAUUGUAUUAGCUCAAUGAUCAAGGUGAAUUAGGUUUGUUACUUAUAAAUAUUCGCUGGGCAAUAUGCUAAAGAUAUUUUGUCCAUUGCAGAUAAAUACACUUAUCCUUGAAAAAUAUACGACUAUAUUAUGAAAAUGGCAAAUCACUUGUUGCAGUA
Humulus lupulus (European hop) is the source of this 4314-nucleotide messenger RNA. RefSeq lists its product as uncharacterized. The coding region runs from base 225 to 4100 and encodes 1291 amino acids. The record is from RefSeq and is a predicted model, not a curated record. Lineage: Eukaryota; Viridiplantae; Streptophyta; Magnoliopsida; Rosales; Cannabaceae. Gene Ontology annotation, molecular function: metal ion binding; protein binding. The transcript is spliced from 3 exons.